AUGUCUACCUACAAGAAACCCCAGUCAGAGCCUAUAGCCAUUGUUGGCACAGGUUGUCGAUUCGCUGGCGACGUAACAUCAACAACAAAACUCUGGGAUCUUCUCACCAACCCCAGACAAUUAUCACAAGAGGUCCCGAGCAACCGGUUUAACGCCCAAGGCUUCUACCACCCAGACGGCGAAUACCAUGGAGCAACCAACGCAACACAGGGCUACUUUCUCGAGGAAGAUCACCGUGUAUGGGACGCAGGAUUCUUCAACAUCACACCCAAGGAGGCCGAGGCCAUCGACCCUCAACAACGCAUCAUCCUCGAAGUCGUCUACGAAGCCUUGGAAUCGGCCGGAUAUACACUCGAGAAAUACGCUGGCAAGAAGGUUGCCGUAUACGCAGGGCUCAUGACAGCAGACUACGACUCAUUAUGCCAAAGAGACGACAUUACAUCGAAUCAAUACUUCGCAACAGGCAACUCACGGGCUAUUCUCUCUAACCGAAUCUCAUAUUUCUUCAACUUCCGUGGUCCCUCGAUGACCAUUGAUACAGCAUGCUCAUCAAGUCUCGUCGCUCUUCACCAGGCCGUCUUGAGUCUCCGGUCCGGUGAGUGCGAGAUGGCCUGUGUCGCCGGUGCCAACUUGAUGAUCACCCCCGAGCAAUUCAUCAGCGAGGCCAGUCUGCAUAUGCUCAGCCCUACAGGCACAUCAAAGAUGUGGGAUGUGAGUGCAGACGGAUACGCCCGCGGUGAAGGCUUUGCGGCUCUGUUCAUCAAGCCACUGUCUCAGGCUUUGAGAGACGGCGACUCCAUCAUCAGCAUCGUGAGAGAGACUGGUGUGAACUCGGACGGACGCACUCAGGGUAUCACCAUGCCCAGCCCCCUCGCCCAAGCCGAGUUGAUUCGGGACACGUACCGUAGAUCCGGCCUGGACUCACAGAAUCCCAGUGAUAGACCCCAAUACUUCGAAGCUCACGGAACUGGCACCCAGGCCGGAGAUCCCAGGGAGGCCGAGGCCAUUUCAACGGCAUUCUUCGGCAACGAGGCCAAGACUACUGCCGAGAGUGACGAUACGAAGCUUGUAGUCGGAUCCAUCAAGACGGUCAUCGGCCACACGGAAGGCGCCGCGGGUCUAGCUGGCCUACUUAAGGUGGCCCACUCCAUGAUCAACAACUGCAUUCCACCCAACCUGCAUCUCAACACCCUCAACCCUAGCGUGAAGCCGUUCUACGGACACCUCCGAAUCCCUGUCGAUAUCGUCCCUUGGCCCCAGGCCCCGACUGGACAGCCCCUCCGAGGAAGCGUCAACUCUUUCGGCUUCGGCGGCACCAACUCCCAUGCCAUCCUCGAGAAGUACGAGCCUAGCAUCCACGAUGAAGUCGCGAAGCACUUCGCUCCAGCACUGGAGGCACCAGUCUCGUCGCUCACCACCACACCCUAUGACGCCGAAGCUCCCGCUGUCGGCCUUCCUCUAGUCAUCUCUGCCAAGUCACAGAAGUCUCUUGUUGCUGUGGCCCAGGCCCUUCGUGACUUCAUGGCGUCGACUGACAAGUCGGCCGACGAGGUCGCUUACAACCUGUACGCCCAUCGUUCGGCCCUGACCUACCGCACCGCCAUCAGCGCGGACUCCCGCGAUGGAGUCAUUGCCGCCCUCGACAACCUUCUCUCCAAAGCUGGGUCUCCUUCCAACCCUGAGCUUGGUGUUCGCGCCAAGCUCGACGGCGGCGAAGUCAAGAUUCUCGGUAUCUUCACUGGUCAGGGAGCGCAGUGGUCCGGCAUGGGCCGUAAGCUCUUCCACUCCAGCAGCGUCUAUAGGAACACCAUUGAGAACCUCGAGAAGGUUCUCAAGUCUUGCCCCCACCCGCCCACGUGGUCCCUCGUUGAGGAGCUCAUCCAUCAGGAUGAUGCCUCCCGCAUCAACAUUGCCGCACUCUCCCAGCCCCUUUGCACUGCGGUGCAGAUUGCUCUCAUCGACCUACUUGGCAGUAUCAAUGUCUCCUUCCACACUGUUGUCGGCCACUCAUCCGGCGAGAUCAGUGCUGCCUAUGCCGCCGGCGUGCUUAGCGCUCGCGAUGCCAUGCUCAUCUCCUACUACAGGGGUAUGUCUGCUCACCUUGCCGGCGGCAAGGAUGGCCAGAAGGGCAUGAUGAUGGCUGUCGGUAUGACCCGCGCUGAGGCGUCGGCUCUCUGCGUCCGGGACGACAUCAAGGGUCGUAUCUGGGUCGCUGCCAGCAAUGCGCCGACCAGUGUUACUCUCUCUGGAGAUGUGGACGCGGUCAAGGCGCUUCAGGUUGAGUUGACUGAGGAGAAGAAGUUCGCUCGUCUUCUCGUCGUCGACACUGCUUACCACUCUGCUCACAUGGAGAGACCGGCGGCUCAGUACAUGGAAGACUUGGCUGGUUGCGGCAUUGAGCCGAGACAGCGCAAUUCGACCGUCUGGAUCUCCAGUGUGUAUGCUGAUGGCACAGAGCCAAGCAUCGAGGAGCUCAAGGGCCCUUACUGGAAGGAUAACAUGGUCAAGGCCGUCUCCUUCUACGAGGCCAUUGAUCUUGCUCUCAGCUCCCAGGGUCCCUUUGCCAGUGCCGUCGAGGUCGGUCCUCACCCCGCGCUCAAGGGUCCCGUCCAGCAGACCGUCAAAGCUGCCACUGGUGGCGCUCUGUCGUAUGCCGGCCUGCUUGACCGCAAGAAGGACGACAGACACGCCUUCGCCGAGUUCCUGGGCUUCACCUGGAACUACUUUGGCACCGACGCCAUCGACUGGAAGCUUCUCGUUGCACAGUCUUCCCAGCCUGGUCUCUUGUCUUCGAGAAUCGAGCUGCCUUCCUAUCCCUGGGACCACAGCCAAAUGCAUUUUCGUGAGUCUCGCAUCGCCCACCAGUAUCAGUUCCGUGAGAAGGGACCUCAUGAGCUUCUCGGUGUCCGUACUCGCGAUGACACGGAGUUUGAGCUGAGAUGGCGCAACAUCCUUAAGCUUGAGACUGUCCCUUGGAUCCAGCACCACAAGUUCCAGGGCCAGGCUCUGCUUCCUGCCUCUGCCUACUGCGUGCUUGCACUGGAUGCUGCAAAGGCUGUUCUCAAUGGCCAUGAGGCUUCGGUUGUUGAGCUCACGGAUCUCGAGUUCAUGAGUGGUAUCUCCCUGGAGGCCAAUACUUACGGUGUCGAAAUCUUGGUGUCAUUGAGCAUCGCGCCCCCUUCCACCAAGGGCCGCUUGGCUGGCAAGAUUAUUGAGGGUGUCUUCACCAUCACAUCAUGCUACGCUGAUGGUGUCACUCCUAUGCAGAAGAACUUCACUGGUAACCUUCGCAUCUACCUCGGCGAGCCAUCAGAAGAUGCCCUCCCCACACGCGAUCCCUCAAUGGCUGAAACUCUUCCUGCCGACACCGACUCCUUCUAUCAGAUGAUGUUGGACAUCGGCUUGGAUUACACUGGCCCCUUCCGCGCUCUGCAAAGCAUUGAUCGCAGAUACAACUUCUGCUCGGCUACGCUCCAGAAGUUCCACAACACCGAUACUACUGGACUCGGCGUCAGCCCUGCCACCCUGGACAGCUGCUUCCACUCCGUCUUUGCCGCUGUGGCUUCGCCCGGUGACAAGUCUCUCUGGACUUCUUUCCUCCCCAGGAGCAUUGAGAAGAUUCGCUUCAAUCUCGCGCUCUGCGAUGGCAAGCCUGCAGACAAUGCAUCCCUCGUUGUCGACUCGGUCAUCACCCAGGAGAUUCCUCGCACCAAGACCGCGACGACAAAGUUUGUGGGUGACAUGAGCAUCUACAACCCCGAUGGCGAGAUGGAGAUCCAGGUUGAGGGCCUCAUGGUUGCUUCCUUUGCCAACUCCAAGCCCGAGGAUGACAAGGAACUCUAUCUCACCACCGUGUGCGACCUGGACCCUGAGCACGAGAUCAUUGCUGCCGACCUUAGCCAAGAGGACGUUGCUACGGAGCGCAUCUUGCUCGAGGCCUGCGAGAGAGUCGCGCGCUUCUACAUCCACGACGACUCGCUCAAGGAACUCUCGUCGUCGCCCAAUUUCUUCACCCCGCCGGCCACUCCCAUGUCGCCUCCCAAGGCUAGACCGUCCGAGGCUGCUCUCAGCCCUUGGCAACAGGACACUGCCGAGACACUAGAUGCAUACAUCCUGCAGUCUCCCUUCCAGCACGCCCUCAGCUUCAUCCGGCUGCUCGGUGAAAACAUCCCCGAUGUGCUCCCUGCGAUGCUCUCGACCAUCAUCCAGGAAGCCAAGCAGCUUCAUCGCUUCCGCUCCCAUGUCAGCCGUGUCGUCUCCCAGCUCGCUCACCGAUACCCUCGCAUGCGAGUGCUUGGUUUGACUGACCCUGAGACCGCGCUCACAAAGCACGUCAUUGACGGCUUCAAGGGCUCAUUCGUUUCCUACACGUUGGGCAACGAGACUGAGCCGGACCUGAUGGCAAGAUUCUCAUCCGAUGCGAUCAAGAAAAAAAUUGACACCGAGCACACCAAAAUCCUUGACAACGAAGACAACUCAUCUCUCCAGCCGUUUGACAUGGUCGUUCUGACAACCUCGAUUGUCAAGGGUGCUGAGCAGCGUUCCAAGCUCAAGCAGGUCCAGAGCCUCAUGAAGCCUGGUGGUUUCCUCAUCCUCAUCCAUGAGUCGAUGAGCCCCCUUCGUGACAGACUUCGUCGUGCUUUUGGAGUGAGGAGGCAGGCUGAUCUGCCGCUUACUCCUCCCGAGUGGCCUGACCUUCUCGACGAGUGCGGCUUUGCGCGCGUCUCCAAGAAUGCCGAGCAAUUCUUCGCUCCUGACUUCUCCCUCAUCGUCAGACAGGCCGAGUCGGACAUCAAGCAGGCUGCUCUGAGCCCCCUCAACAGCUCUGCUCCCAAGGUUACGGGCCACACCCUCAUCAUCGGUGCCCAGGAGAACACGGCCGACCUGUCUGCCGAGGUGCAUCAGAAGCUGGACCCGUUGUGCAGCAGCAUUGACAUCAUCGCCGACUUGGACUCUCUUCAGCCUGCCAUCUUUAACGAGAUCAGCUCCGUCAUCUUCCUUGCGGAUUUGGAUGAGCCCAUGAUGAGUUCCAUGACGCCCGAGCGUCUUGAUCUAUUCCGUGCCCUGAUGGCGCCUGAGAAGGUUGUCCUCUGGGUCACCAUGAACUCGCGCGCUGGCAACCCUGAGCACGCGGCCACUUUCGGCUUCUGUCGCUCCAUGCUUGCUGAGAUCCCCAGCCUGAAGCUGCAGAUGCUCGACCUCGACUCCCGUCGGGACUCGAGCGACCUCGUCGCCGAGACCUUCCUCCGUCUCAGCAUGAAGACGCUGCGCAGCGCUGCUCAGGAUGGCAAGUUGCUGUGGUCUCACGAGAAUGAGAUCUUCAUGGAACACGGCAAGAGGCUCAUCCCUCGUCUUCUUCCCUGGAAGGAAGGUAAUGAUCGUGUCAACUGCCCUCGCCGCCUUGUCGCUGACGAGGUCAACACUCUGAAGCAAUGCGUCGAGGUUAUCUCUACACAGUCUGGCGAUGGCUCUGCCGUCUACACUGCCAACAUCGUCGAGGAGACCGACAUUGAUGACGCCGUGGCAAUUCCCGACCAGAGCGUCAUCCAAGUCAAGUACAGCUCAGUCGAAGUCAUCAACUUUGGACUCAAGUACGCCUCUCAUAUCUGCAUUGGCAAGGAGGUCACAUCAGGCGAGCUGUGCCUUGCUAUGACCAAGUCGAACUCGUCCUACGUCACCGUUCCCAACUCUUGCGUCUUCCAGCUCAGCAGUAGCAACAUUGAGCCCAAGCUUCUCCUGGGUCUCGUCCUGAGAUACCUUGUGGCCCUGUCCGUCGCCGAAGACAUGAUGGAGCAAACUGUGCUUCUCCUAGAGCCCGAUGCCGCUCUCUUGGAGUGCAUGAAGGAGGUCUUUGAGGCAAAGGGUGCGAGUGUCAUUGCUUGCACCACAAACGGAUCAAAGCGCAAGUCCUUUGAUCAACGCUAUAUUCACCCUUACGCCAGCAACCGCGAGCUCAAGGCACUCUUCCCUGCCCAUGGUGCUUCCGUCAUUGACUUCCUGCCCGAGGGCAGUGAGCUAUCCGAGACCAUCCUUGACUGCCUUCCCGAGAACUGCGAGUACCACUCUCGCUUCUCUCUGCUGACCUCGGAGCACGUUGUCGCCCUCGGUGACUCCAUGGACAUUGAGCACCUCUGGGAGACAGCCAUCGGAAAGGCAAUCACCAACGUCAGAAGCAUGAACAGCCGCAUCGGCUUCCCGGCUCUGGAAUCCAUCUCCGUCCCUCAGCUCCUCGACCACACCGGCGGCAGCGAGCCCUUCCAGAUCCUCGACUGGCGCGCUGAGCGCGAGGUGCAGCACAUUGCCAAGCCCCUCUUUGGCACGCAGCUCCUCCGCCCGUACAAGACCUACGUCCUCGUCGGCUUGACACGCGACAUGGGUCAGAGUCUGUGCAACCUCUUCUUCGAGCACGGCGCGCGCCACGUCGUCCUCGCCAGCCGCAACCCCAAUAUGCAGCCUCAGUGGAUCGACGACCUUAGCGCCAAGGGGUGCGAGGUACGCAUCGAGAGGCUCGAUGUCACCAGCAUCGAGAGCGUGCGGGCGUUCAAGCAAAGGCUGGCACAGGAGAUGCCGCCUGUUGCUGGUGUCAUCAAUGGCGCCAUGGUUCUCGACGACCGCGUGUUCGCGCAGAUGGAUGUCGAGACCUGGAACAGGGUUAUGCGUCCUAAGACUGUUGGAUCAAGCAACCUUGAUGAGAUCUUCUGCGAGGCUGACAUGGAGUUCUUCAUCAUGACUUCGUCGUUCGCGGCGCCUGGUGGCCACGGCGGACAAUCCAACUACGCGGCAGCCAAUAUGUACAUGAACGGCCUCGCCGCCAACCGUCGCAUCCGCGGCCUGGCUGGCUCGGUCCUCAAUAUUGGUGUUAUCUACGGCCUCGGUCUCCUCCAUCGCGAGCGCACUGACAUCUACGCGUUCCUAGAGAAGGAUGGCUACCCGCCCAUCUCGGAGCGCGACAUCCACCACAUGUUCCUCGAGGCCAUCGUCGCGGGCCGCCCCCUCGACGGCCAGAUCUACGACAUCACGACUGGUCUCAGCCGGUACAACGCCAACCGCGAGGAUAAGCUGCACUGGCAGAUUGACCCACGCUUCUCGCACUUCACCUUUGAAGAGGAUGAUGAGGGCGCCGAGGGUGAGGGCCAGGGCAAGCAGAGUCUCAAGGAGAAGAUCAAGGCCGUCGAGGGCGGUGCCGAAGAAAUUGCGGCCGUACUAACCGAGGGCUUUGCGCGGUACCUCGAGGUCGUACUCGGACAGGGCGAGGGCAGCGUCAAGGGGGAGCACAGCGUAGGCGAGCUGGGUAUGGACUCGCUUGUUGCUGUGGAGGUGAGGGGAUGGUUUUGGAAGGUGAUUGAGCGGGAUGUUUCUGUAAUGAAGAUCCUGGGCAGCGCGAGUGUUGCAAAGUUGUGUCUUGAGGUUGCCGACGGCUACAUCAAGGAGAAGAACAAGGCAUAA
Colletotrichum lupini is the source of this 7446-nucleotide messenger RNA. Its product is annotated as beta-ketoacyl synthase domain-containing protein. NCBI's taxonomy places the organism in Eukaryota, Fungi, Ascomycota, Sordariomycetes, Glomerellales, Glomerellaceae. Gene Ontology annotation, biological process: secondary metabolite biosynthetic process; fatty acid biosynthetic process. Bases 1 to 7446 code for a protein of 2481 amino acids. The record is from RefSeq and is a predicted model, not a curated record. Gene Ontology annotation, molecular function: phosphopantetheine binding; 3-oxoacyl-[acyl-carrier-protein] synthase activity; fatty acid synthase activity. The transcript has 2 exons.